Lonchura striata (white-rumped munia) is the source of this 2733-nucleotide messenger RNA. It is a transcript of the gene TENT4A, whose product is annotated as terminal nucleotidyltransferase 4A. NCBI's taxonomy places the organism in Eukaryota, Metazoa, Chordata, Aves, Passeriformes, Estrildidae. Gene Ontology annotation, molecular function: poly(A) RNA polymerase activity; mRNA binding. The record is from RefSeq and is a predicted model, not a curated record. Gene Ontology annotation, biological process: RNA 3'-end processing; polyadenylation-dependent ncRNA catabolic process. Gene Ontology annotation, cellular component: TRAMP complex; nucleolus.
AUGGAUCCCCGCGUGGCCUGGAUCCAGCCCGAGCAGAAAGGACCCGCGAAUGCGCUGUGGAUGCAGAUCUGGGAGACCUCGCAGGGCGUGGGGGGCCGGGGCGGCGCCAGCUUCCCGCACUACCUCUGCCUCAACUCUCCGGCGCUGGACUCUGCCGCCUCUCCGCCGCGCGGGCACGGCUGCGUGCGGCUCGGGGCGCCCGGCGCCUGCUGCUCCUCUUCCUCGCCGCCCUCGCCUUCGCCUUCCCCGCCGGCCCUGCUGACCGGACUGGUGCCCGCUGUCCCCGGCGGCCCCGCGGCGGUGAACGGCGGCGGCGAGGGAGGGCGGCGGCUGCAGAAGUCGCCUUCCGUGUCUUCCUCGUCCUCCUGCUCGUCGGUGGAGUCCGGUACCGAGAGUCCCGGCUUCUCUUCCUCGGGAUCGUGCAGCGGUGGCGGAGGCGGCGGCUCCUCCUCUUCCUCCGGCGGCCCCCGGGCGGUGGCGGUGGCUCCUCCCGGGCUGCUGGGCAGCGGGGCUGGACCCGGGGAGUUUUUUAACUUCCACGAGAACAAAGUGAACGCUGUGAAUGGGCACCACCAGCCGCCGCACCCGGCGCGCAGCCCGCACCCGCCCCCGGCGUCUCCUCAGCAGCACCAGUACCACCCGGGCCGCAGGAAACGGGAGAAUAAAGCCAGCACCUAUGGGAUGAAUUAUCUGCUCUCCGGCAGCCGCGGCGUCGCCGUCAACAACUCCCCCCACCAGCAGCGGCAGCCGCCUCAGCCAGCGCUGCAGAGCCCCGGCACCCCCUGGAAGACCAGGAAAUACAGCCCGGGCGUGCAGGGACUACAUGAAGAAAUCAUUGAGUUCUAUGACUUCAUGUCCCCUCGUCCUGAAGAAGCAGCUAUGAGAAGAGAAGUGGUAAAAAGGAUAGAAACAGUCAUCAAAGAUCUUUGGCCUACCGCUGAUGUCCAGAUAUUUGGCAGCUUUAGUACAGGGCUUUAUCUUCCAACUAGUGAUAUUGAUCUAGUUGUUUUUGGGAAAUGGGAACGACCCCCUUUACAGCUAUUGGAGCAAGCACUGAGAAAACACAAUGUGGCUGAACCAUAUUCCAUUAAAGUACUUGACAAAGCUACGGUACCAAUAAUAAAACUCACUGACCAGGAGACAGAAGUGAAAGUUGACAUCAGUUUUAAUGUAGAAACUGGUGUGAAGGCAGCUCGAUUUAUCAAGGAAUACAUGAAGAAGUACUCUUUGCUACCUUACUUGAUUUUAGUAUUAAAACAGUUCCUCCUUCAGAGGGAUUUGAAUGAAGUUUUUACUGGUGGAAUUAGCUCUUACAGCCUAAUUUUAAUGGCAAUUAGUUUUCUGCAGCUACAUCCAAGAAUUGAUGCCAGAAGAGCUGAUGAAAACAUUGGAAUGCUUCUAAUAGAAUUUUUUGAACUGUAUGGAAGGAAUUUUAACUACUUGAAAACUGGUAUUAGAAUAAAAAAUGGAGGUGCCUAUAUUGCCAAAGAAGAAAUCAUGAAAGUCAUGACUAAUGGAUACAGACCAUCCAUGCUAUGUAUUGAAGAUCCUCUUCUGCCUGGAAACGAUGUUGGCAGAAGUUCUUACGGUGCAAUGCAAGUGAAGCAAGUUUUUGAUUAUGCCUACAUUGUUCUUAGCCAUGCCGUAUCACCACUUGCAAGAUCAUAUCCAAAUAGAGAUUCUGAGAGCACAUUAGGUAGAAUCAUCAAAGUGACCCAAGAAGUGAUUGACUACAGGGCCUGGAUUAAAAAGAAGUGGGGGAGCAAAAUUAAUUUAUCACCUGAACUUGAUAAUAGGUUGAAAAUAAGAGACCCGAUAGCUCUCUGCAAUGGAGAACAGCAGCAGAACAGAGACUCUGAACCAUCUUACAAUCAGCACUUGGCAUUGUCAUUGGCCAGUACACAGCAGUUAUCCUCUGGUUCAUCUGCCUCUUCUGUGUCAUCGCUCUCCAGCAGUGACAUUGAAUCAGAUACACCAUCUUGCACAGCUCCUAAUGUUUACCAGUUCAGUCUUCAAGCACCGACUCAGCUUAUGGCCAGUUUAGCACCCGCAUUGCCCCUGCCAAGUGGUAAACCCCAAUCUGCGCCUCCGGGAGCCCUGAUAAUGGCCACCAGUAAUCAGCAGCACAGUGGAAUGAAGUUUUCCAUGAAAGGAACACAUAACCAAGGCAACAGCUACAGCCCUGUUGGCAGUGGAGGCAUGAGGCAACCAGUUGGUAACCGUGGACACCACCAGUACAAUCGAAAUAUAUGGAGAAGGAAAAAACACAGAGACAGCUUGCCUAUUAGUCUGAGCAGAUAAUGGCAGAUGCCAAAAUGAACCUCCCCUGUUCAGACAAACUGAGUGAGUGCCACUCGACUUGAGGGAUGGAGACCAGCGUCCAGCACAUCGUUUUAUUGGUGUUGCCAAAUAUCUGCAGCUGACUUCUUUGCAUGUUUCUUUGUGUGGUGGUUCAGUCCAUCUUCAAGAAGUAGUUGUGCUUAUCUGUGAAGCCUUAUUAAAUGUGGAAGUUUGUUUUCUGCCUUCCCACAAUGGUUCAUUCAGUGCCGAAGCAGCUCUGACAAUAGAACUGCAAGGACAUUUACAAAUGCUGUAGCUUUUUUUGCUGUGGCUAUAUCUGUUCCUUUUAUUUUAUUUUAGAAGUGAAGGAAACUUCUGCCCCUUGGAAUUAUAUUUUUUUCUUCUUUGCAGCAAAUCAAGUUGGGAAAUCAUAAAAGUGAAUUUGCUGCUCUC